UUUAGACGUGUUUAGUUAGAGCCGAAAACGAAACAUUCCGAAACAGAAGGAAGUUCAACAAAAAACAAAGACGGAAGAUUAAAAUCUGCUAUUAUGACUUAGUUAUUUACUGUUUUAAUUGUUGACAAGGCUGGUGUAAUAAAGAUGGAUAUUUGCAAGCUUCUACUUAUGAUGGUGAUAGCCUUGUCAACGUGGACACAGGCAGUAUUUGUUAAACAGUCUAUUCCGGUCCCUGAAGACAAGUAUGUGAUCGCAUGUCCAUCUGAGUGUCAGUGUUCGCACAAGGAAAUGACAGCAGAGUGUCAAUUUGACAGUUACGAAGAUUACUCCAUGAAAAAACUGUUACCAUGGCAACUUACUGUGCUUCGAAUUCAUGGUACAUCUUCAACUUGGCAGACUUGCAUGCAUUCUGUCAAACAUGUGUUAUUGAAAGGCUUAGAAGAUGUUGAAAACACAGAGGACAGUUUUAAUGAUGUGUUUUCAGGAUUAAGAAGUUUGGACAUUCAGUACAUUCCGGUUGAAAAGAUCUCAAAUUCUGACUUAAUGGUUUUCAAAAAUCUGUCAUUUUUAAGUUUGUCUCAUAGUAAAAUUUCCGCCAUUGAAUCUCAUGCUUUUGACACUAUGUCGUAUCUGGAAACCUUGAAACUCAGUUGGAAUAACAUUUCAACUCUUGGAAAAUAUCUAUUCAAGGAUUUGAAAGCCUUAAAGGUCCUUGAUGUUGGAUAUAACAGCAUAGAGAAGUUAGAUGCAGAAGAUUUGAAUGGGCUUUUUAGCUUGGAAGUGCUAGACUUGCAGAGCAAUUUGCUAAGACAAGUAGAGACAUUUAUUCUGGAUUUAAACUUAAAUGCGCUACAAUCCUUAAAUCUUAGAAGCAAUAAAUUGUCAUACAUUUCCAAAUCAGGUGUUGAACAGCUCUUGCGUUUAUCCAGUGUUGACUUGAGCAGCAAUGCAUUUGAAUGUACAUGUAUGAAUGAAGAAUUGAUAAGAAUGCAUAUGCUGAAACCAACCUUGUUCGAAACAGAAACUUCCUGCAGUGGCCCAAAAGACUUUAACGGCAUGAAAUUCAAAGAGCUGGAUAUCUACACACUGCCUUGUAAAGAACCCGAAAUUUCAAAUAUGACCAAUAGCCUGAAGGUUAAUAAUCAAGAAAAUCUUGUGAUUAGAUGUAAUGUUCAAGCCUCAGCACCAUUUGCGGUCUAUUGGGUUACGCCUUUGGGGGAUAAAUUUACACAACUAGACACUAAAGAGACGUUUCCUGAUCAGUAUGAGGAAAUGAUGACUGAAAAAACAUAUUAUGGACAUCACUCGUUCCUGGUUUCCAAAAUAUACAUGACGAGAGACUUUUCUCUGGUAAUUGAGACGGUUAGAGGCUACUUUGAUGGUGAAUUCGUAUGUGUAGCUGAAAACUCAUUAGGGAGUGUAAAUGAAUCAACUACAAUUGCAGUCACUUCAGAAGUUAAAACUGUGUACAUCAAUAGCAUCUUCAUUGGUGCAUACACCUCCAGUGCAAUGCUAUUUCUUGGUACAUUAAUUGGAUUGGUGCGAAUGUUACUGAACAAGUGUUGUCAUAUUGAUAAAUGCUGCUGCUGUUUAUGUUCAUCGGACGAUUUGUUGGUUGUCGAUAAGCGGAAAAAUGAAAAUGGGAACAUUGAAACAACGUAUGCUAAUAGCGACAGUAUUGGAUACAUGGAUGAAGAUUCCAUUUUUCAAAGCGGUAGAAAUACCCCACCUGAUCCUCCUGUGAAUUCACCAACUUUGAGAUGCUCCCCAGAUAAGUGUGUCACACCAACCAAUAGCGAGAUGGAUCCUAGCAAGGGGUCAUCUCAACACAUCUGGGAACAACUGGAUGAAGUGAGAUCGAGGCUCUACUACGGAGCUGGCAGGAAAAUUGAGAAAGUCCGAUCACAUGUUCGCUCCUUUACUGAUACAGGUUCCCUGAAAAUUCGUGAGAUGAAGGACGCAGGUAGCAUGAAGAUUCAGUCUAUCAAAGAGUCAGGCUCCCAUGCGGCCUCUGUGGCGAAAAAGACCGUCACCAGCGGUAUGUUCCAGGUAAAGUACAGCGUGCAGUCCAUCAAGGAGUUUUGUGGCACUGGAGAAAUGGGUCCGGGGACAGUUUCCAUGGUUUCUGUCUCCACAGACGUCGACACGCAUGAAGAAGUUAAAAUCGUCCGAUCCCAUACGUUCGUGUAGCAAAUGUCGUGUUCCGAAAGCCACAUUAUUUUUAUAUGUGGGAUGCAGAUGUGUACAAUCUGUAAAAUAGCGAUGAUGACAUAAACAAAGUUGAAAAAAUGUGACUUAUGACUUCAUAAAAGCGACAACAAGAUUUAUCCAGGUGAUGUAAUUGGAAAAAAUAAUGUUUAAGACGAAUUAAAUAAAGUAGGGAUACAAUCAUAUGUAUUUUAAAGCUGAACUCUCACAGAUUGACCAAUUUGGCAACUUUUACAGUUUUUGUCUUUUGUUUUAGUAUCAGCUGAUUUUGGCAUCAAUGUUUUCAAAUCAGUCAGAUAGGAUAUAUAGCACAACAGAACAGAUCUCAAGUCUUUGGAAAUCUGCCGAAAUUUUCAUUUUCCUUAAAACAAGUAACGCUUUUAGCCAUAAAACAUCAAUUUUUGAGCAUAAAUAUUAAAAACUUUGAUCUGAUCCUUUGUCAGCUGUCUUACAAUUUAAAUCACUGAUUUUCAGACAUUUACGCAAAAAUAGGCUCAAUCUAAGACAAAAAAAUAAAAUAAAAAGUUGUCUAAAUGGUCAAUCUGUGAGAGUGCAGCUUUAAAAUAUCUAUGAAUGCCUGCUAGUGCUUUACAAUAGUAAAUUUUAAAAGAUCACAAGAAUCUUUUAGAUAUGCAAAUAAGUGUGAUAGCCAGAUGAUAAGGCCAAGAUUGUAGAUGUAGAUUUAAUGUUGUAAUCACUCCUUUCAAAAUCAUUAUAAAAAAUUACCGUAUACAUUAUGCAUAAAAUGUGUUAUGUUUUGGAGAAAUUGUUAGACUAGUGUUGCUGUUUCAGUUAUAAAACUACUGGGUGCUGUAGAAAAGGGACAGGUUGCUUUGGGUAAAAAGGGCACAUUGUAUCUGCUGUGACCAUUUUUAGUAAUACCGAUAAUAUUAUAAGUUUGACAAAAAAUAUAUGAAAUGAUUUAAUUAAAGUUCUUUUAGAUUUCAAAUGCAAUAUUAAUAAAGUUUGAAUAUAUUUAUAAUCAUGUACAUGUAAUAAGCUUUAAAAUUAAAAAAGUGAAAGUUUGAUUAUCUUAAGCUUUCAAUUAUAUGAAGGGCGCACUUGUUGGUCUCCAUGGGAUUAUGCUACCCAAAAAAAGCAGGGUGCAGCACCCGCGUAUAACUCACAAGCUAAAGUCCUAUAAGAUAGAUUUUUAUUGUUAGAUGUACAGUACUAGAUGUUUUUUAUAUAUAUUUUAUACAUAAAUAUAUAUAUAUAUAUAUAAAGUAUAAACUUAAAGUUUAUGCACACAAUAUAUAUAUUUGUCCAGAAAAACUCGACAUUUGAAACAAUGAGUUAAUCAAAAAAUAAUUUAAAUGUUUCUCUUAUUUUAGCUCGUUUCUCUGUGAAAAUAACUGUGAAAGCACAUUGUACAUUGUACUUGGUGGAAAAAUCUAUGACUAUAUUGCGGUUAAGAAUUCAUUCAGCUAUAAUAUUGGGUGUUUUUUAAAUUAAUAUCAAUAAUUUGUUGUUGUUUUUAAUCAACUAUAAGCAUGAAAUAAAAAAAAUAAUUGUUUGUCUAGUGUAAGAUUGCGAUAUAUUUCACCUCAUGAACACAAAAAUUAUAUAUUUCACUCAUGGCAAAGUUCAUGCGGUGAAAUAUAUUGCUUUAAUCUUACACUGAAACAAACAAAUAUCUUCUUUGUAAACGGUGCAUUGACUUGCUUGCCAUUUCAUAUUUCAAUGCCUUUAAUACUCAUGUGAUAUAUGGUUUGUUUUUGACAUGGAUGCUUGAUAUACUGUAGAGGGCUUGGAUUUUGUGACAGUUUGAUUUUCAUGAAUAUUUCUGGUUUGAAUUUAAGAUUUUUGCUUAUCAAAAUAUGUUAUACAUGAGAGGUAAUUCAAUACAGACUUUAUUGAACAUUUUUUUUAAAUUGAUAAAAAAAAGCCUUUACAAACUUUGUAUUGAAUAAUCACAAAUUUGAUAUUACUGAAGGAAUGAAUUGCCGGAUUGAUGUCAUUAUCGGGGAUAUGAACUCAGUUGGGCUGGUUCAAGUAUGAGUGGAAUGUUUAAAGCAUCUAAUAUCUUUUGAUAGAAAUCAGCCCAGUCUAUUUCCUAGGUGACAUUCUCAAAAUCUGUUAAAAUCCUGCCUUUCAGGAAUCACCUUCUGUCUUAAGUCCCCUAAAUGUCUGUGGCCCCUGGUCGGACCAAUCUAUGGUAGGUGCCUUCUCAACACUGCACAGGGAUGUCAUCCUUCGAAAGUAUAAAUUUAUCAUAUGUUCAUAUUUAGAUAUGAUGAGGAUUAAUCUGUGGAAGUUACUGGACCAAUCAAUAAAUAACAUAACAUGCCAAGAUAUUGUUAGUAUCAUGUAAAAAAUCUUCAUCAUUAAAUUGUCUAUAAGAAUGAUGUUCACCAUGUUGUAUUUUUAUUUUAUUCAUAAACAUGUACACAAAUUUCUUUGAACACCUGCACACGAUUUGGAUAUAGUAAAAUAAACAUACCUGAUUUCUCUUUAUGAAAGUACAAUAUUAACAGAAUAUUAGAUUGAUGGUAUUGAAAUGUAUUGUACGAUAAUAGUUCAUGUUCUAUAGGGAUCUAAUAACUGUAGCUAAAUUAUAUAAGUGUGGGCUGAAUUGUAACAGUAGUGUCCAUUAACUACCGUGAGUGGUCAACAUUAUAUUUUGUCCAAUGAGAAGACAGUAAACAUCAAAUUUGCAAAAUCAGCAGUCAGUCUUUAUUAAUUGUAAUCAGGUCGAGCGGUAGAUAUAAACUGUGUUAAUUCAAUUCAAUUCAAUUCAAUUGAGUGGGCAGUUUACACAAUGUUAUGUAGACCACUAAAAAGUUAAAGGUUGCUAGUAUGGACUAAUACAAAAUUAAUGGUUGUGCGACUGUGUUAUCCACUUAGUAACAACCUUGAACCAUUAGUUACAUAAUAUGUCAAGUGUCUGAUAUAUGUAAUUAAAUGUACAUGAAAUGUCAUGUUACAGCUUUUUGAAGCCAGUGGUCUUUCAAUUGUCUUUUAGUGGUCUUUCAAAAAAUAUGAGUGCCUUUGAAACAACUUCUGAUUUUUGUAAACAAUAUGUAGGAGGCAAAUCGAAGCCAAGCUCUUGUUGUUUCAUUUCUCAUUUACAAUAUACAGUUCUAAGACUUUGAUUUUAUUCUGUAAAGUGUAAAUCAUGUAUAUAUGCCAUGCACUGGUUGUUAUGAUGCUGUGUAUUUAUUUAUAUGCAAAGUGAAGUGUACUGUUAGUACUUAUUAUUACAUAUGCUUGGUUUAAUUGCAAUGCUUUUAUUGGUCGGGAGGCUGUCACAUGACAUUACAUGUAUAUAGACAGUUAUAUACCCAGGCAAAAAGUGGCAAUUUCAUUGGCAAAGUUUUGUGUGUGAUAUUUUUGUCAACAAAAUCCCAUGCUUUACAGGGACCAUAUAUAAUAUUGGGACAAUAUUCCCCUUGUUUUCAAUGGUAAAAUUGGAGACUAGAAAUAGAAUUAUCGUCAAUCAUGUCAUUUCGUGAAAGUAACAUUUUUGACGCAAGUAAUGAAAAAUAGUUGUAAGAAUAUGUUUUUAUAGGAAUAUUAUUGCUACAAGCAUAUAAUAAAACACUUUCAGACUGACGAUAUCUGUUUAUACCCUGUUUUAUGAACCACAUAAAGUGAUAAUUACCAGACCUCCUCUCCCUGAACGUCACUUUUUAUUGUCCAUAAAAUGGAAUAUAACACCUGACUAUCAGUCAAUAUGCUAAUUGCUCAGAACUUAAUGAAAGAAAGCAACGUCAUUUAAACUAUAUCAUUACCUUUAAAAGGAAUACUUGUUUGUGAUCUGCUCAUAUGUUUAAGUAGAACAUGUACAGCUGGAAAAACCGUCACAAACCUUGCUAAAAAUAUUGCAGAUCAUAAGCGUUUUGAUUCAAGUUUCAGAGCUAUAACUAUUUGAAAAUUAAUGCAGACGUAAAUGACGUUCUUAACUUUAAAUGAGUUCUGAACAAUUGGCCCUUUAUCUGUGAAUUAUUAUUGGUUACAUAGAUUUGUAAGCAGAUGUCUUAAUCCUUUUUGUUUGAUUAAAAUAAAUCUAACACAAAGUUC
Molecule: messenger RNA, 6231 nt
Organism: Mya arenaria
Lineage: Eukaryota; Metazoa; Mollusca; Bivalvia; Myida; Myidae
Exons: 4
Coding region: 145-2190 (681 amino acids)
Cellular component (GO): plasma membrane
Molecular function (GO): protein binding
Source: RefSeq, a predicted model, not a curated record